Molecule: messenger RNA, 5519 nt
Organism: Carassius gibelio (silver crucian carp)
Lineage: Eukaryota; Metazoa; Chordata; Actinopteri; Cypriniformes; Cyprinidae
Product: myocardin-related transcription factor B-like
Exons: 17
Coding region: 277-3090 (937 amino acids)
Biological process (GO): smooth muscle cell differentiation
Source: RefSeq, a predicted model, not a curated record
CUAAGCACAAUAAGAGCGGCCAUCUUUACCAGCAGCAACAACUGCUACUCCAGUAAAGAAAGAAAAUAAAUGCCCUGUCGCAAUUCUGUUGUAUUCUACAUGUGUCAUCAAAGGAAACACGUUUAAAUUGGGAGCCAAACAAGCGGCACCAUGACCUAGUGAGCUUUGUAAGGAGCGCUGUGGCUCAAAGCAUCCUCUCUUUUGACAGAGUGUAGUCAUCUGUACCGCUGUGGUAGGUUCCCUCGGAGAGACCCUUGCCUCUCCCCCUGAGAAAAUAUGGAGCCCCAGGAGAGUUUGGGAGUGGAAGGUGACUCGGGCGCACUGGGCGGGCUGGUGCCAAGCCCACGGAGCGAAGCAGUGACCCAUGACUUGGAGGAAUUGUCUCUGCAGCCCACUCAGAGUCUUCCACCCAUUAAAGAGCGCAAGAACGUGCUUCAGUUAAGACUACAGCAGAGGCGCACACGCGAGCAGCUCGCAGACCAGGGCAUCAUGCCACCGCUGAAGACACCUGCAGCUUUUCACGGGCAGGUCAGAAGUCUGGAGAGGGCAAGAACCGAGAACUUCCUGAAGCAUAAAAUCCACAGGAGACCUGACCGCGCUGAACUUGUUCGUAUGCACAUUUUACAAGAAACCCACGCAGAGGCUUCUUUGCAAGCCACUCAGAUGAAACUAAAGAGGGCGCGUCUAGCAGAUGACCUCAAUGAGAAGAUUGCACAGAGGCCUGGACCAAUGGAACUGGUGGAGAAGAACAUUCUGCCUGUUGACGUUGUUGGAGGACUGGAUGUUUAUAACUUCAAUGAGGACAGCAGUGAAGCCCUGUCUCCAGAGCAGCCAGCUAGUCAUGAGUCUCAAGGCUCUGUAUCUUCUCCUGUAGAAGCCAGACUGCCUGAACCAUCCUCUGUUUCACCUCCAACUGGCUCCAAACUCCAGAGUCCAGACUUCCUGAACAGAACAUCAGUAGAAGAUGGCCGAGUAAUGAUUUCAACUCAGACAGUCACUGCUGCUGCUCCCACAAAGCCUGGACCCACCCUUGUGAAGCAAAGCCAGCCCAAACAGUCCAGUGACAAGAGCCGAAGCAAGAGGAGUAAAGAACCUAAACCACGAAUUAAGAAGCUCAAGUAUCACCAGUACAUCCCACCCGACCAGAAGCAGGAACCCAGUGAAGCCCCGAUGGACUCGACAUAUGCCAAGCUGCUUCAGCAACAGCAGCAGUUCCUGCAACUCCAGAUCCUCAAUCAGCAGCAACAGCAUUACAGUUACCAGGCCAUAUUACCAGCACCUCUCAAACCAGUAGCUGAGAGUCAAAACAGCUGCCCCAACAUCACAUUGAGCACCAGCCCGAGUCUUCCCGCUCCCAUUGUGAUAUCUCUGCCCAAUGCGGCUCCUUCACGUCCCAAUAACACCAUGACCGGUCGUAAAACCGGUGCUCUGCCUACCAACCUAGAUGAGAUGAAGGUGGCUGAGCUUAAGAUGGAGUUGAAAUUGCGAGGACUUCCUGUAUCCGGCACCAAAACCGAUCUCAUAGAAAGGCUUAAGGCCCACCAGGGGAGCUCUCAAUCUUCUACAACCAUGGAUACGAACAUCUCCAAAGCUUCUCUGCAGCCUGACAGCAUGAGCACAACUCCACCCGUUUCUCCUGAGGCCUCCAACCUCAGUAUGGAGGACAGCAGAGACAGUCCCACCAAAGCUUUAUUUACAUUGUCUCCAGCCCGUCCACCAACAGGCACCUCACCCCACAAACCCACACCUGAAGACAUGACCAUGGACAUCAAGGCCUCCAAAAAAGACCAGCGCCUUCAUGAGAAGGAGCGCCAGAUUGAGGAACUCAUGCGUAAGCUGGAGCAGGAGCAGCGGCUGGUGGAGGAGCUGAAGAUGCAGCUGGAGGUGGAGAAGAGGAGUCAGCAGGGCGGAGGGCAGCAGCCUGAACUCAAUCCAUCAGUCCAGGUCAAAGAAGAGAACGGAGCCUCCCCGAGCUGCAACUCCAAGCAGAGUCCCCUUCUGCAAACUACUGGUGUGAAACAGGAAGAGCCACAUGCCCAGCGGCACCACACCCAAGUCCAGCAGUUCUAUAUCAACACCCAGCAAGUCCCUCAAGUGCUGCAUCAGCAGACACUGAUCAACACUCAGCCUGCCGCACAAAUCCUGCUGCCCAUCAGCAUGCCCAACAAUCCCAUCAGCACACAGGCACAGACCGUUCUCCAACAUACAAUGCCCAAUUUGGCUCAAAGCAUGAUACAAACACCACUUCUGCAAACACAGACGUCCAACAACACAAUGUUACAACAGCAUUCAAAUCAGACGGCAUCUCCACCUCAAGCUUUAUCCCUGUGUGGAAGCUCAUCUUCUGGGUUUGAGUACAGACAGAACCAGAGCCAGCCCAUAUCAGAAAUGCCCCAGUGCUUCCUCAACAACUCCCCCAGACACACAAAUGGACCUAGUAACAAACCUCCCUCACCCUGUCAGCUCAACUAUAUCCUUCAUCCAUCGAAUCACCGCAGCCCAAAGAGCAAAGACCCACCCCGCUACGAGGAGGCUGUCAAACAGACCAGAGGUCUACAAGCCACAAUGGAGGUUCCUACUGCUACCAGUCAGCACAUGGACGAUUUGUUUGACGUUUUGAUCGAGAGUGGCGAAAUAUCCCCUCUAUCCAGGCAGGAUCCUUCUCUGGACAAAUUUCUUCCAGUGACGGCAAACAUCACCACCCUGCCAAUCAACACAGUGCUGUCUCGUCCUCCACCGCAGAUACACGUUGCCCGCACGCCCAACCAAACCCAAGCGCCUCCACCCAACAUGGUAGCCCUGGCCUCUGAUAACCAGUUGGAGGCUCUGCUGGAGGACGCUGAGCCACGGACCCUGAGACUGAUGGAGGAGUUUAAAAACCAGCUGCUGGAGAGGUCUCACUCCCCAAUGGACACUUCGGAUCUGACCUUCACUGACACGCCGCCUUCUGCCCUCCCACUGCAAGACACAGGCCUCGACAACAUGGAGUGGUUGGACCUUACGAUUCCAGGUCCUGCUGGUAUCUCCUCUACUGCAGUCUUUUCCUCUGAUUUCUUGGACUCCACUGAUUUACAGUUACACUGGGACUGAGCUCUCCAAGGGAUGGAGAUUGGAGACGUUCUGAAAAGAUUUGCGGAUGGUUCCAAGGAUCCGUGUGCAGACCACUGAUAGCGUAGCAUCAGCUUUUCUCAGUUGCAUCUAUACGAGCAGGUUUGUGUGCUGUUAUUGUCACCAACACCUCUUUCAAAGCAGAAGAAUGUAGAGACACUUUUUCCACCUGUAUAUUUAGGCAGUGAGCUUCUGCUUUUCAUAUUUUGAAGCAGUCUUUGAAACUGCUGGCUUAUAUCAUAGAGAAUGUUAGAAUGUUGUUUUUUGUUAGAUUCUGAUAAGUAUAAUUUCUUACAGAACAUAUUUUAAAUGUAUCAUUAUAUUUUUGGGAAAGCAAGGAUUAGAAGUACAAUCAUAGUGCCUUGUCCAGAAACUCUUUUAGAGUUAAAGGGAUAGUAAGUUCAAAAAGUAUUGCCCUCAUUCCAAGCUCGUGUCUUUCUUUCUUUCUGAACUCAAAAGAAAAUGUUUUAAAUCUUGUUCAGCUGGGUUAUUUUUUUCCAUUGGGAUCCAAAACUUUCAAACUCCAAAAAGGCCAUAAGGUAGCAUGAAAUGAAUCCACAACACUUGACUGGUAUAUUCAAAGCUUUCUUAAGCAGCACAAUUGCAUUUUAUGAUAAACAGAUCAAACUUUAUUUACUCAGUCUUUAACUCUCAAACCACACCAGAACAUCAAUCAGUGCAAACAAGAGACGAAGUUAAAUUUGCCUUCAAGAACUUUUUUAGUAAGAUGCUUCACUCAAAUAUGUCACUUGCAUUUAAUUAACUUUAAAUGUCACAUCUCACUGAAUGUUGCAUGUCAUGUGCCCAACCAAAAUUAAGGCUUAAAAACUGCACAUCAUAAAAAAUUAUUUAUAUGGAUUUAUUUCAUGCUACUUAUAUGUCCGUAUUGAAGAUCAAAAGUUUUGGACCCCAUUAACCAGCUGAAAUGUUCUACGAAAUAUCCUUUUUGUGUGUUGCUGAAGAAAAAAAAAAAGCCAUUUGAGUUUGGAACCGCUUAAUGACAGACUUGUAAAUUUGGGGUGAACUAUCCUUUUAACUACAGAGUUAGCAAAUGUCAGACUUUUGUGUUUGAAACAUUGUGCCAUGGUAAUUGUUACAAAUGUGAUGUUUAGUGGCUCAUUCAACUGCCAUGGUCAAUGAGCUGUUAACUGUUGCAUUAGGGUACUCAAAAUUGUGGCAGCUAAAUAAUAACAUUCAAUUCCUAAACAUUCAAAAUCAUCCAGUAUAUGACUGGGAAAGGUCAGACAGAGGUUGUUUACCAAACCCAGCAUGGGGCCAAAGAGAGGGAGGGAGAGAGGCACACAAACGCCUGACCAGGGGCCAUACUUAUCCCUAUCAAAAGAGUAGAUAGAGUGGACAGGGUUCAGCUCUUACAGUCUGAACUGACACUGUGUGUCUUGACCAGGGAAACAAGGCUAAACAUGACCAGUGAAAUUUUCCUAUUCAGAUCAGAAUGACAUCAGAGAGCGGCUGCAUUUGGAUUGGCCAGGCUCUUUAGUACAGCACAGAUGUGUUUUUUGGAUGUAGAUUAACUGAAAUUCAGUGAAAUUUCACUGCUUCUUUCUUCAUAACCACUGAAAUAUAGGUAGCUGGCAGCAUUUGUUAAUGUACCUAAACCUCAUCUUCUCAGUUAUUUGUAAGAAUAAAUGAGAUUUUGGUUUUAGAUUGUAAUUUUUUUUCUAUAAAAUGUGACAAUGUAGCGUCAUCUGCUGGAACAGUUUGAAACAGACGGCUGAAUGAUUUCUCAUCACCGCUCCCUUCAGAUGUUUUUUCUUCAGUGUUUGGCAGAUGUAAUCGCAGGUUUCUCUUUAGACACUCUGUGGAAAUAUGCCAAACAUGCCAAAUAGUGCACUUACUUGACCUUGGACUGAACUCAUUGACAAUCAGUUCCUUAUCCAAGCAUGUUGUCAAAAUGAAAGAAUGGAUUUCUAUGUUUAGAAAUGUAAAUUUGCGAUUUCUAAAGGGAUACCAUAGUUCUGUCUCUAUCAGAGACCCAAAGCUUUUAAUUUUGUAAACGCACCAUUUUACUGCAUUUAUGCAGUUUUCAUAUAUAUUUUUAACAUAUUUUAUGACUCUACAUGUAUUUUUCUGUGUAAAAAAUGGCCCGCGGUGGAGUAAAAUCCUGUAAGACUUUAAAUGAACCUGUAAAGACUAUAAGGGUUUGUGUACCCUUUUUUCAAUGUCCAUCAAGAGUAGUUGCUCUGUUAUGAAGAGGAAAAAAUAUAUCAAAUCUUACUGACCUUUUGAAGUGCGAUGUAGAUUGUAUGCCUCAUUUUGCACAGUGUAUAUAUUUUUACAAUUUACAUUUUAUACAAAUGUAUUUGUGCAACUGUAAAUAAUGUUUUUGAGGUUAUCUUUGUACAUAUCUUUAUUGUAUAUACAGCCUUUUAUCAUUAAAAUGUUCCAUUUAA